AGAACCAAGAAACCAUUGGAAUAUAGUUGCAGUGGUUAGGAUGAUUUGUAGAACCAAGAAGGCAUCCAAACAAAAGUGUUUCGCUUUGGUUUUUGCCGAAGGAUUCAUUUGUUUCUUUCUAACUGUGAAAGAAACCAUAUUGGACUAUCCUUUUCCCUUUCGUCUCUUUCACUACUCUCUAAUUCCUCUUUGUUUUAUGUAUUCAUGGCAUUAUUUUUGAGUAAAUUAGUUCAGAUUUUCUUCAGUAUAACAAAUGCUGUAAAACAGAUGUUUUUGUAGUGGUUAAAGCUCAUCCUGCAAUAGGUUGAAGCUUGUACUUAUCAUUUUAGUAAUAUCAAGAUUUAUAAUGAGUGAAACUCCUUGGACAGAUAAUGGAAGAAGAAGGGAGGUUUGAAGCUGAAGUAGCAGAGGUGCAAGCUUGGUGGAACUCAGAGAGGUUCAAGCUAGCCCGACGACCCUACUCAGCUAGAGAUGUUGUGGCUUUACGAGGCAACCUCAAACAGAGCUAUGGCUCAAACGAAAUGGCAAAGAAGUUAUGGAGAACUCUCAAGACACACCAAGCAAAUGGCACUGCCUCAAGGACUUUUGGUGCACUUGAUCCUGUCCAAGUAACCAUGAUGGCGAAGCAUUUAGACUCCAUUUAUGUCUCUGGUUGGCAAUGCUCCUCUACUCACACCACCACCAACGAGCCAGGUCCAGAUCUUGCUGACUAUCCUUAUGACACCGUCCCAAACAAAGUGGAACACCUUUUCUUUGCACAACAAUACCAUGACCGAAAACAAAGAGAGGCACGAAUGAGCAUGAGCCGGGAGGAGAGGGGUCGAACCCCCUAUGUUGAUUACUUGAAGCCAAUCAUAGCAGAUGGUGAUACUGGCUUUGGUGGCACCACAGCAACUGUCAAGCUUUGCAAGCUUUUCGUGGAGCGUGGUGCUGCUGGUGUCCACAUUGAGGACCAGUCCUCUGACAAAAAAUGUGGUCACAUGGCUGGUAAAGUGCUUGUGGCUGUUAGUGAACACGUUAACAGGCUUGUUGCUGCAAGGUUGCAGUUCGAUGUUAUGGGAGUGGAGACAGUGUUGGUGGCCAGGACUGAUGCUGUUGCAGCUAAUUUGAUCCAAACCAAUGUCGACACCAGGGAUCAUCAAUUUAUUCUUGGUGUGACUAACCCAAAUUUUCGGGGAAAAGGUCUGGCCACUAUGUUGGCAGAAGCAAUGGCUGCUAGUAAAACCGGCCCUGAACUUCAGGCCAUUGAAGACAACUGGCUGGCCAUGGCCCAACUUAAGACAUUCUCCGAAUGUGUUAUGGAUGCAAUUAAGAAGAGGAACGUCGGGGAGGAUGAGAAGAGAAGGAGAAUGAAUGAAUGGAUGAACCAUACAAGUUAUUACAAGUGCCUCCCAAACGAACAAGCCAGAGAGAUUGCUGAGAGAUUGGGGCUCAAAAAUCUUUUCUGGGACUGGGAUUUGCCUAGAACCAGAGAAGGGUUCUAUAGGUUUAAGGGGUCUGUAAUGGCAGCGGUUGUUCGCGGUUGGGCUUUUGCUCCUCAUGCUGACCUUAUUUGGAUGGAGACUUCGAGCCCAGACAUGGUUGAGUGCACCAAGUUCGCUGAAGGGGUGAAAUCAAAGCACCCUGAAAUCAUGUUGGCUUACAAUCUCUCACCAUCUUUCAAUUGGGAUGCAUCAGGAAUGACUGAUGAACAGAUGCAAGACUUCAUCCCAAGAAUAGCCAAGCUGGGUUUCUGUUGGCAGUUCAUAACACUAGCUGGUUUCCAUGCUGAUGCGCUGGUGACCGAUACGUUUGCAAGAGAUUUUGCAAGGAGGGGAAUGCUAGCAUAUGUGGAGAAGAUCCAGAGGGAAGAGAGGAGCAAUGGAGUGGACACUCUAGCUCACCAAAAAUGGUCAGGUGCAAACUUUUAUGAUAGGUAUCUCAAGACAGUCCAGGGAGGCAUCUCAUCCACUGCUGCUAUGGGCAAAGGAGUGACUGAGGAGCAAUUCAAGGAAACAUGGACAAGGCCAGAAGCCAUGGGCAUUGGAAAUGAAAGCAAUUUGCUGGUUGCUAAGGCUAGAAUGUAAGACACAGCAACAUGAGCUAUGGUGAAGGAACAAAGGGUGGCAUGUUUGGAGCGUUACCCCAAUUCUUGUAUUUUGGACUUGGGUGGAAAUAAUAAUACUAAUAAAAAAAAAAAGUGGUAACAACAUCAUUGGAGAAUGGAUCAUUCUGGGCAAAAUUUUUUUCGACCACAUUGUGCUUCAUUUUAGCGCUCUAAUGCUUUUGUUAAAGAUGAAACU
This is a messenger RNA of Durio zibethinus, 2282 nucleotides long. NCBI's taxonomy places the organism in Eukaryota, Viridiplantae, Streptophyta, Magnoliopsida, Malvales, Malvaceae. The record is from RefSeq and is a predicted model, not a curated record.